Solenopsis invicta (red fire ant) is the source of this 3282-nucleotide messenger RNA. Its product is annotated as peptidyl-prolyl cis-trans isomerase sig-7. Gene Ontology annotation, molecular function: RNA binding; peptidyl-prolyl cis-trans isomerase activity. Gene Ontology annotation, biological process: protein peptidyl-prolyl isomerization. The record is from RefSeq and is a predicted model, not a curated record. Gene Ontology annotation, cellular component: nucleus. Lineage: Eukaryota; Metazoa; Arthropoda; Insecta; Hymenoptera; Formicidae.
ACACUAGCGACGCACAUCCAUUUAAGCCGGAAUAGGAAUUACAAGACACAACUCUGUUUUGAAAUAAAAAUCUACUUCUCUAAGGACAAAUUGAGAUUUCUGUGAAUCCUUAAGAUAGUGGUGAAAAUCCGAAAAGAAGCAGGAUGGCCGUGGUGGUAGAAACUACCAUAGGAGACUUCACGGUGGACCUCUUCACCGAGGUGGACCUCUUCACCGAGGAACGUCCUCAAACCACACGGAACUUCCUGAAGUUAUGUAAGCUUAAGUACUACAACUGGAACCUCUUCCACUCGGUGCAGACCAACUUCAUUGCGCAGACCGGCGAUCCCACUGGCACUGGAAAGGGUGGAGAGAGUGUAUAUGGGAUUGUGCUGGGAGAGAAGGCGCGUUACUAUGAGGCUGAGCAGAUGCCAAAGAUCAAGCAUAGCCGCGUAGGUUUGCUGUCCAUGGUAAAUUGUGGCAACAACAUGCUGGGUUCUCAGUUCUUCAUUACUCUGGGAUCGGAGCUACAAUCCUUGGACAAUGAGCAUUGUGUGUUUGGGGAGAUAACUGAAGGUCUGGAGGUGAUCCUCAAAUUUAAUGAGACCAUCUGUGAUGUGGAUCAGAGACCGUAUCAGGACAUAAGGAUAUCCCACACUGUCAUCCUGGAGGAUCCGUUUGAUGAUCCUGUGGGCUUUGUGAUUCCCGACAGAAGCCCGGAACCUACGAAGGAAGCUUUGAUGAGCGAUAGAAUUGGAGCGGACGAAGCAAUCGAUGAUACCGGCGGCAUGACCGCGGAAGAGAUUAUAGAAUUGCAGAAGAACAAGGAAGCGAAAGCAAGGGCCACGAUAUUGGAGAUCGUGGGUGAUAUACCGGAUGCGGAUAUUGCACCGCCAGAAAACGUCCUAUUCGUCUGCAAACUAAAUCCAGUCACGAACGAUGACGACCUCAACGAUGACGACCUCGAGAUUAUCUUCAGUCGUUUUGGGAAAAUUGUUGGCUGCGAAGUUAUAAGAGAUCAUCAAACGGGUGAUUCCUUGCAGUAUGCAUUUAUUGAAUUCGCCGAUCGCAAGAGCUGCGAGGACGCGUACUUUAAGAUGGACAACGUUCUAAUCGAUGAUCGAAGGAUACACGUGGACUUCUCGCAAUCGGUUGCGAAGAUGCGUUGGCGCGGGAAGGGAAAGGGUAUCAAGUACUUGGACGAGGACGACAGGGCGAAGAAACGCGAGGAGAAUUAUUCUUCCUCGAGGAAACGUGAGGCAUCGCGCGACAGGGAUCGCGACAAUGGUAAAGGCAGAGACGAGGGAAGAAGAAAAGAAAGCGAUAAAGAUCGCAGUUCAGAACACAGAAAACACGAGCGCCGAAGAGAAGAUAGAGACACCAGGGAUAGAAGAAAGGAAGAUAGGACGCACGAUGACCAUUACGAGAGAAAUAAGUACGACAGCGAGCGAAAGGACAAAAGAAGAAAGGAGGAACGACGGGACAGGGAUAGGGACAGGCAUAGCGAUCAGAGGAGGGGUCACAGCGAAGACAGGUCGGAAAUAAGAAGCAGGAGGGACGAGCACGGUGAUCGGGAACGCCGGCAUCGCGACGAUAGGCGGCAUCGCGACGAUAGGAAACGACCCACGGAGGACGAGGACGAUACGAGACACAGGGACAGGUCGCACAAGCAUAAAAGAAAACGGUGAAAGAGAGGAGGUGAUGGAACUCGAUAGGAUAUAUUUAAAUAGGUAAAGAAGGUUCGUCGCGUUGGUUUCCUUUCAAUUGUAACAAAUGAAUAAACGGUUUACAAGAGAAGGGCUGUAAUUCAAACGUUUCUUUUUUUUUACAUCGAGUAAAACUGCCGGUAUUCUUUCGAGUACAAAACAUUGAGAAGGCAAAAAAAAAAGGUAUUCGUUAUCAAUCGGCCCGCAAGAGACGGAGCGUCAAUCGACGCGCACACUUUCUUUCGCAGAUCGAUGGAGGCGAUUUUCGCAAGGCCACGGGAAGCUCUACAGAUUCUACAACUGAUAGGAGAGCGCGUACGGUAAAGCUAUCGAAACCACUCGGGACUCCUCAUUCAACAGUCUCGACGAAGAGAAGAACGACGUUCGAUCGAUCGGCGAGUGGUCGGAACGCGAAUUGUCGUGGUGCGAGAAACGGCCGUAUCAAAAAUAGAGAGCGAAAACGAUCUGGACGGUGUGCGCUCGGUCCGCACAGCCGCGCCGUCCGAUUCGAGAAGAGAAGGCAUAAAUCGUUUCUCACGAAAAUGUGCCCCGCGCACACUUUCGAGUCCGAGUCCCGCUUUAGCUCGCGCACGCACGAGGGAAGCGGAAGCGCGCGCGAGAAUUAUUAUAGGAACGAAGAAUAAUAAAUCAUCUACGUGGACUACGCAGGUAAUAAUGAGCUACGCAGCCCGCAGGGCUCUCGCGGAACGCUCUUUUGUUUCUUUGGUGACGUUGCAAUUUGGUAUUCUUGCAGCACGUGUAGGAAAAGGCACACCGGAUUCUCGCGACACCUUCGUCUCGCUUUUACAGAAAUGAAAUACUGAGAGUAAUAAAUAGGCGAGUAAUUUAAGUAAUUUAAAAGUACUGUUAUUAGUACUUUUAAUAUUCGAAAUAUAUUACUUAAAUUACUAACCAAUUUAAUAUUGUUAGUAUUACAUUUCUGUAAGGGCGGGAAAUGGAAAACGGUGAAGUCAGUGAAGAAACGAAGCCGAUCGGAAGCGAUUUAUAAUUUUUGCGCGAAUUUGAUAGAGAGAGAGAGAAAGAAAGAAAAAUCGGAAGCGUGCGCCAGUAUUCGUUGAAUGCAAGAUUAUCUAUCAGCAUCAUCACUCUCGCGAUAUUAUAUGCAUGAAUUGAAUUAUCUUACGUAUCACGCAUUUAUUUUAGGGCUUUCUUUGACAAUUCCAAGCCUUUGCGAGAGAUACGUAUCGCAAUAAUUUCUAGCGCCCAUUUCUUUUUUCUUUUUAUAGAGAGCCCUAUCCUAAUCAUGCGUAUCGUAGCUUCGCUGCAUCACAAUCGGUCCGCAUCCGCAUUAUGUUACAAAAAGUUCGAAAGAAAAUUCAACUUAACUGCGCCGUAUUACAUAUAAAACGCUCGAUUUAUAAUAUAUAAUAUAUACCGGGAAAGGGAAAACAGAACUAUACAUUAAGCGCGUACGCGUGCAUAUAUUAGAUAACUAAUUCCAAUAUGUAACACAAAUAAAUACGGUGAAUUAUAUUAGGAGACAUUUAUGAUACAGGAUGAUGCUGAAUUAAAUAUUUUGUACUUCAAAGAGUGAAUUUGGAAAUUAGAACAAUAAACAAGUGUCAUACGAACGUCA